AUGGCUCCCGGAAGCACGAUUGGUAUAAGCUACCAGGAUCAGAUCAAGAGCAACUGCCGCAUGUAUCUCGGCCGUGAUGCCAAAAUACACAUCAUCACGGCUUUGGAUGCCGAGCACUCGCCUCCCUGGGCAGGCUACCUGGUGCAAAACGACGCCCGAGGCCAGGUCUGUGUGCUCUCCGCCGAGGGAAACACGGUACAGGAGGUGUUUACAAAGAUGCACAACGAAUCCGCUCGCGCCGUGCAGCGCUACGUCAAGGUCAAUGGGUUCCAGGCCGGCGAGGGCCCCGGGAAGAAGGCCAAGAGCCGGCGGGGGAAGGCCUUCCCAAACUAUGAAGACUGCCUGGAUUCGUCCUCGGAUAGCGACGACGAGGGCAACGUCUCUGACGCCUCGACGAGGUCAACGCGGAGCAGCAUCGUCUCUUCCCAGCCCACGGGUCCGGUUCUCACGCCGCCCACCUCGACGGGCUCGACGACGGCAUCGCCAGAGCGCUUCGCCGCCAGCGCAAGAUCUGUUCCCGUGAUGCAUCUUGUGACACCUACUGUCCCGGUGCCCCCUCCGGGCUGGCCCAAUCGAUGCAACAUGGCGAUGCAUGGUCCUCUUCCUCCUCCUCCGCCGCCGCCACUUGCGGCUCGAGCAUUCCAGCCUGCAUCCAUGGUGCCGCCGCCGCUUUCGUACCUAGGCGGUGCCACGUACCCUGUGAUCCUGACGCUCAAAUCCAAGGCCUACGGCGAGCUCAUGGUUCUGGAUAGGUGUAGCCUGGACUAUGUCGUCAUCGUCACGCGCGCCUGCGAGAUCCUUCUCGACCGGUUCCAUGAAUUCUCCAGGGCCCCCGCCAUUCUGCCUUCCAAGCUGCAGAUUCGACAGAUGCGCCGCGAGAUUGAGAGCGUCACGGUCAAUGGGGAGAAGUAUGUCCUUGGCGGCAGGCAUUUCGAUUUGUCGGCGUUGCCAUUGGGUCCGGCACCCAAGGGUCUGAAGAUUGUGCUUUCGGUGCACGACGGUGCCGGUUGA
This is a messenger RNA of Metarhizium brunneum ARSEF 3297, 1011 nucleotides long. RefSeq lists its product as uncharacterized. Lineage: Eukaryota; Fungi; Ascomycota; Sordariomycetes; Hypocreales; Clavicipitaceae. The record is from RefSeq and is a predicted model, not a curated record.